UCUCCCCCUGUUUUUCCUUUCACAAUGGUACAUCCAGCAUCCUGCAGCACAAUGGUCGCAGGAGGACAGAGGAGCGUGUGAUUCAGCAUCGCCUUUUUCUCAUCCUACACUCUCUCUAUUUGAUUUUGGCUUCCUAAACCUUUCCAUCAGUCUUUCUGGUUUUUUUUGUUGCGUAUCAUCUUGGUGUUGAUCCAUGUAGCCCAGUCGGGAUGGUGUGAAUAACAGAGAGAGAAAGAGAGAGAGAGAGGACCGGGAUCAGCUGGCGCGGAAUGGUAUUUAUGAACAGACAUUUCUUAUACAACUGCAGUGCACCAAUCCUGGAUGUGAAGAUUGCCUUUUGUCAGGUGUGUGUUCCAUACAGGUAAAAAUAAAAGGGUUUUGGUAAACAAGUUGAUGUGUCUUACAUCGCCAAGCAUUACAACAUGAGCAAGAGCAAAGUGGAUAACCAGUUCUACAGUGUGGAAGUCGGAGACUCCACCUUCACGGUUCUGAAACGGUACCAGAACCUCAAGCCCAUCGGUUCUGGGGCUCAGGGAAUAGUGUGUGCUGGAUAUGAUGCUGUCCUGGACAGAAAUGUGGCUAUUAAGAAGCUCAGCAGACCUUUCCAGAACCAGACCCACGCCAAGCGCGCUUACAGGGAGCUCGUGCUCAUGAAGUGCGUCAAUCACAAAAACAUUAUAAGCUUAUUAAACGUUUUCACACCACAGAAAUCUUUAGAGGAAUUCCAGGAUGUAUACCUGGUGAUGGAGCUGAUGGAUGCCAACCUGUGCCAGGUGAUUCAGAUGGAGCUGGACCAUGAGAGGAUGUCCUACCUGCUUUACCAGAUGCUCUGCGGCAUCAAACACUUACACUCCGCCGGCAUCAUCCACAGGGAUUUGAAACCUAGCAAUAUCGUGGUGAAGUCUGACUGCACGCUCAAGAUUCUGGACUUCGGCUUGGCGAGGACCGCCGGGACCAGCUUCAUGAUGACCCCCUACGUGGUGACCCGCUACUACAGAGCCCCGGAGGUCAUUCUGGGAAUGGGCUAUAAAGAGAACGUGGAUAUUUGGUCAGUCGGUUGCAUUAUGGGUGAAAUGGUGCGCCAUAAAAUUCUCUUCCCCGGCCGAGACUACAUCGAUCAGUGGAAUAAGGUGAUCGAGCAGCUCGGUACGCCAUCGCCCGAGUUCAUGAAGAAGCUCCAGCCAACAGUGAGGAACUACGUGGAGAAUCGACCUAAAUACGCCGGCUUGACCUUCCCCAAGCUGUUCCCCGACUGCCUGUUCCCUGCAGACUCGGAGCACAACAAACUCAAAGCCAGUCAGGCCAGGGAUCUUCUUUCUAAAAUGCUGAUCAUUGAUCCUGCUAAACGGAUAUCGGUGGACGAGGCUCUGCAGCACCCCUACAUCAACGUGUGGUACGAUCCGUCUGAGGUGGAGGCGGCCAAAGAUCUUCAGAUAUCCAUGCCUCCUCCUCAGAUCUAUGACAAGCAGCUGGAUGAGAGAGAACAUUCCAUCGACGAGUGGAAAGAGCUGAUCUAUAAAGAAGUGAUGAACUUUGAGGAGCGGACGAAGAACGGCGUGGUGAAGGGACAGCCUUCUCCUUCAGGUGCAGCCGUGAACAGCAGCGAAAGCCUCCCUCCAUCCUCGUCCGUCAACGACAUCUCGUCAAUGAGCACCGACCAGACCCUGGCCUCCGACACGGACAGCAGCCUGGAGACCUCGGCCGGGCCGCUCGGCUGCUGCAGGUGACUAACCGCCUGCCUGCGCAACCCCGCCUUCUUCAGGAGGUGAUCCCAAAUGAGUUCACUCCAAAAAAUACAAAAUAAUACACGUCUAUCCGACACCUGACGCCGAUCUGAUCCACUGCUCUGCAAAUUAAAAAAAAAGCACUGUAAUCCUCGGAUUGGAUCCUGUUAAACGAUAAAUUUAGGAGUAACGGAAUCGGUCGAUAAACGAAUAAAUAAAUAAACGAAUAAAGCCUGCAUUAUUGUUCAAAGCAAACUAAGCAAAUGGAAAAAAAAUGGAUGCUGAUGUAUGUGUAUAUUUAUGAAUCCCUCACUAGUUGCUUUGCUUUAUAUCCCCUUCAUACGGCAUCUGAUGACCCCCGACGACCCCCAAUAAUGUAAUAAUGCUUAACGAGGCGUGUCUGUGAAGUGUACGUGAACACGUUUCCCUGGAUGAUCCCGAAUAAACCGCAAGCUUUCUGUGCUCCUUCAGUAGAUGUGGCAAGGUGGGCUUUCAUCUUUCUCACAUUUCAAUAAUACGGUAGAGAAAUAUCGUUUCCCCAACUUUUUUUUUUCAGAUCUUUUGAACAUGCCAAAUGUACCCUAAAUAUGUUUCUUGACCUUAAUAUGCCCCCCCCCCCGAUUUCUUGUAUAUAUGUAAUUCUGUACAGCUGCAAGGCAUGAAUGGGACUGACGGCCAGUAUCGGGAGUUGUCUUGCGCACCUUGCCACAUCAUCGCUUUGACCUUUAGUUGCCCUUGCCUGUAGUCUUCUUGCAUGACUGGAGAAUAAAAACAAGAACAAAAAAAUAGACAUAACCCAGUAUAUUUGUAUACCACAUAAUAAAUCGAAAAAAAAAAGUCUGCUGGAAGCUGACAGGAAGGUGUGGAGCUUUGGGUUCUGCCGGAAGCCAUUGCAAGGGAACAAAUACCGUUACACGUAAACGUCCAUCAGGGUUUGUGAGGAUUGCAGUUUCUACACCGACCUCCAUUUAUUCACUCGGGUUCAGUUUUUCACCAGUGAGUCGAUGCAGUAACUUCAGAACCGUUUCUGUUGUAAAUGCAUCGUAUAAAUGAUUCAGGAAAGGCAAUUAAACUUCAGCGAAAUGCGCGCGCACUACAGUGAACUCGCUUUCCGCCUAAAAUCGUCUCCCUGUUUUCUUUCCCCUUAGGAUGUUUUUUUGAAGGUUCUCAGGGUGAAAGCGUCGCCCAGGCAGCCCCGACUCUCCAUUCUAAUUAAUUCUUCACUCCUCAGAGCGCGUCUCGAGCUCACGACGAGCAUGCGCUGAGAUCGAAACACAUCCACGGUUGCUGCUUUGCAUGUCGUUCCCUGACCUCCGAAACCUCGGGUCGGUUCACUCACGGCCGUUUUUCUUUGCAUGUUCAGGAACGGGAUGUUUUGUUUUUUUCAGCUGUGUGUCGACGAUACCUCAUUGUUGUGCAUUUGAUUCUAAUCCUGGUUUUUGCGUUCCCGCCCCACAUCCGUCCAACUUUAUGUUUUGUUUUGUCUGAAUGGAAUCCAAAUGGACUUACUACCUAAAGCGAGGAAAUAAAGUGAGCUUUUAGUUAUUAAACGCAUGCGUUUGCCUGAAUUCGGUUAGUGCCUUUGAAAUAAUGCAGUUUCCUCUUAUUUAUCCAAAAAUCAUUGACGCAGUGAAGCCUGGAGGAAGUUUGCGCGAGGUUGCACAGGCAGUGGCUUUGUCACAAUUUGAACAUUGCAGGUAAUUUCCGAGUUGUCGUACGCUGGCGGUGCCUGGUUUGUCGGGUCUCUUCCUUCUUCUAACCUCUUUGUCUAAAGUAUGCACAUAAUCACCAGAUCACGAAAAAAACACACCCUCCGCCCCCUCCCCCGUCCUUUGAAAAAAAAAAAAACGAAAAAAAACGAAUGAACCCUGACAUAUAAUUGUUGCAUUUCUAAAUAACGUAUUGUAAAUGAAACCUCGACCUCCUUUACUCACGCGCCUGAUGUUUUAUCUUUUGGUUUUAGGUUAAUGAUAAGCCUUAUUCGAAUAAUAAAUGAAGUACACAGUAAACGAUGGAUCAUAUAAUUUUUGGUUUUGUACCUGUACUUGUCUGAUUUGACCUGUGUACCGAAUCAUUCAAUAAAGGAAUGAAACGCAUAUAUUUAUAGAUAUAUAUUUUUUUUGUUUGCUUACCGAAUGUUAAAGUGAUUCGAGACAUUUCUGAUUCCUGUUUUACAUGUAACGUCACUGUAUCACAUGGUGAACCUGCAUUCUGUACAGGACCUGCUGGUGAUAUCUGUACUCAGCUGAAAUAAAGCCUGGCCAGGACUUACAGUAAUGGAAAUCAGAUGUAAUCUAAGUCAAUGGCUUUGUAAUGCAAAGGAACGCGAUAAUUACGUCGUAGCCGGAAUUGAGUAAACUUGUGAGAUUGACGAAUCACAACCAUUACAGAGGAACAUAAGGAAAAAAGAUAAUAAACCAUGAUAUACUAAAAAAUAUUGAAAGAGAUAAUUAUCUUACUGGAGGGUUGUACCAUGAAGGACUGAGAUAAUCAGGAUAAUCAGGAAUUUACAAUUACUGUAAAUAGUAGCCAAGACGUACUAAAGUAUGGGAAUAAGAUGAUUUAGAACCAUGAAUAAAUGAGAUGAUUAGGCCAUGACCUUGAUAUAGUAAAUAAAGGGAAUGAAAUAAAUAAUUAAUGGCUACUACAUAACAACUUGAUUGGAUGAGAUAAUUACUGGAGGUCGUAACCAUGACUACCACGAGGGAGUGAUUUAAUCAGGCCAUGACCUUGAUAUAGUAAAUAAAGGGAAUAAGAUGAAUAAAUCAUGCAACGUGAAGAAAUGAGAUAAAUGUGAUAAUUAGGUCAUGGCCUUGAUUUAUUAUGGAAAAAAGAUAAUGAAGUCAUGGACAGGAUUCCAAACUGUGAAUAAAUGAAAUCAAUAAAUCAUAAAUACUACUUUGCAGCAUGAGUAAAUGAGAUUAUUUUGUAGCUAUUACUUAAUACCAUGAAAAAACAAGAUGAUUAGGUUAUGACCUUGAUUUAGCAUUUACAUUAAUCCUGUAGGUGUACAAGAGGGUUAGAGCUCUACAGUAGGAGAUCUUUCAGUCCAACCCAUGUAUAGCAGAUCCUCAUGGAGCUGGCUUUGUGCACAGGGCAUCGUCAUGCUGGAACAGGUUUGGGUCCACAUACUGUAUAAAGAUGUCCUGUGCAAUUGAGUGCCUCUAAAUUUCAGUUUGGAGUUUGCUCUACAUUUGUCCCAAUACUUUUGGCCACACAGUAUACACAAACAAUUAUCUGCUUCUUGCUCAUUACUAAGUCAUGGCUAGGCAUUAUUUUUAUGACGUGGGGAUGUAACCAGGUAGAGGGUCCAUAAAUUUGUUCUGGCCUUAACACUAAACCCUGAGGAACACCUACAAUAAUCAUUCAAUUCUUUUUUUUAAUAUUUUCUUCUCAGUACUGUGUAUGCAGAAUGUUUACUUUUUUAAAAAGAGUCACAUUGCGUAUAUACCUAGGCUUUAACUUUUAACUUACUAUCUAUUAAACCCAUUUUACCAUGUUAUUUUACCCGGAAAGGCCACUACGGUUGACCUGCCCUGACCCAUGUACCUUAACAAGACAUGUUUUAGGUUUUCUUUCUUUAUUAUUUUUUGGGUUGAAAAGUUUGGGACUUUAACAUUUCAAAAUUUGAAUAGGGCUCGACAGCAAACCCUGAGGAAUCCCUAAGAAAUGUAUUAUUUGUUAUUAUAUCCUUUUCUUCUUCCUGCCACUCUGUGAGUGUGUGUGUGUGUGUGUGUGUGUGUGUGUGUGUGUGUGUGUGUGUGGCCAACCAAACAUAAUAUUCCUCAAUUGAUUUUCAACAGAUAAAUGGCACCUCUGGUACACAUUGACUGUAAUUACAGAAUUACCUCUCCAACACCAUUCACACAAUCACAAUUUUUAUAUUUGCAUAACAAAUCAUUUUUAUUUUAUUUUUGAUGUAAAGACUGAUAUCCGAAACAGACUCUGAUACUUGAGUGCCGACAUUUUCGCUCUUUCCGCAAAUAGAAAAACACAACGACGUGAAUAUGAUCACACUGUGAGGGGGUCAGGGGGGUCUCCAGGCUAUUAAUAAAACACUUUUACAACAGGGUGCAUGCGCAUACGCACACACACACACACACACACACACACACACACACACACACACACACACACACACACACACACACACACACACACACAACAUAUAGUAGCGUUCAUAUUUCAAUUGUAACUAGAAGUAAGUUGUUCCACCGUGUAUUUUGCUUCGAUUCAUAAGAUCAGGACGAGACGGAUGUGGUGCGCCGCUGCCAUGUAUUUUUUACAAUCUAUUUUCCGAAACAUGAGCUGUAUAUACACACACACACACACACACACACACACACACACACACACACAUAAAUAUCAAGGUCAGAAACAGGGUUGAUUCUGAUAUUUUUCUUUUCUCUCUCUUUUUUUUUUUUUUAAUCUCUUCAAAACUGGUGCCACAAUUAUGAUUCUGUGUCGAAUUUCGAAAUAUAUGUGAACAUCCUGUAAAAUUUGAAAAAGAAAUAUGUAUCGUGUGUGAGAAACCUUAAAGCUAAAAUCUGAGAUUUAUUUAUUCCUUGGAUUUUGUCCCCAUUUGUAUGUUAGCGUGUAUUGGACGAUGUUUGGUCUGGACUUUUUUUUUCCUCAGAAAUGUCUCCAGAAAUCUAAAACAGUAUCGUGAUUAACAUCAUAAAAUGUGUUUUUUUUUCUCUUUUAUUUCAUUUAUGCUGCUUUAUAUUCAUUUAAAAGAAACGCCUGAUCAAUCCUGAAUUGAGAGCUGAGAUUUUUACAGAUACACAGGAGAAACAAUUGGCUUUAGUUGUACCUUAAUGCGCCGAACAUGUUUAUCUGGAAGUUUUUUAUUUAACCCGGAAAAACCAUCUAAUGGAAUCAUGGUCCUGAUUGAUUUAUUUUCAAGUACACAAUUCUGGGUUCUUUCCCUCAGACGUUAGUGCUGCGCUGUAUAGACAUUUUCAGAACUUUGUUUGGUGUUUCAGUGCUUUUACAUUAAAACGUAUAUGAUUUUGCAACGCAUUUGUUAAGACUGAUAAAUAUUACAGUUGAACAAAGCAAAAAAAAAUAAACCAGUCACACUUUAUAUUAAUAAUCUGUCCAAUUGAAAGCAGGUAAUCCUCCUGCAGAGCGCAUUUGCACAGUUACACACAGAUUACAGCAAUAAAUCUCGAGGAAUUACGUAUAAAACAUGAGUCAGGUUAUUUGAUUUACAGAAUAAAAGUCGACUCUUUAAGCUCGUUGUUUGACUUGCGAUCAAAACGUUCUAAUGAAACCAAACCAAAUCGCUUCAGUUUGAUUCAGUAAAUCAAUUUCAGUAUAUUUGCAGCUUGUAUUUGUGAGUCGACUCACUACAUGUAUCUCGCUAUAAAGUUACAUAUGCGCUAUAAAGGCAAACGUGUGUUUACACCUGGCCAUCAGAUUGGUAUGUGCUUCUUUUAGAACAUCCCAUUCCACAUUUAGUGCCAUUUUCUCUUUUCUGGCAAGAUGUAGAAUUAGGGUGUGAUCACAUUUAUCCUAAAGAUGCUCAAUAACUCUAUCGCAGGAGAUCUUCCACACACUUCCAAAACAUGAAAAGCAGAUCUUCAUGGAGCUGGCUUUGUGCACAGGAGCAUUGCCAUGCUGGAGCAGGUUUUUGGUUCUCCUAGUUAAAGGGAAUUUUUUAAUGCUCCUGCAGCAAAAGGCAUCUUAUACAAUCAUGUAACUUUAAUUACCUUUAAAAUUGUGGUUACAGUUUGGGGAAGAACAACAUCUGGUUGGAAAAAUGAGACGUCUCAAUGAUGCGUUGAUGUGGUCUGUUCGUAACCGUGCGCAAACAUUUAGAAGUGUAUAUAUUUUCAGUGUGGACACAGUUUACAGAAUUCUGUUGAAUUAUGUAUAUAAUAUAAAGUGUAACUCGUUUUUCCUGUUCAAAUGUCACUUAAAUUAAAAAAUCGCAUUAAAAAAACACAAAAAUACCAUUUAAAUUUUUCUGAUUUUUCUGAUGUGUUUACUGGUGAAGGAUUCAUUUUCUGGAUUAAUUUCUGAUCCAAUAAAUUUUUGUUAGUUUAUACUGUGCACCAAACAGAGUGUCAGCGACAUGAAGAAAAAAUAAUAAAAAAAAAAAAACGGGGGAAUGAAAUGGAGGUCAACAAGCAACACAGCAAUACAGACAGCACUAAUCACAACGUACGUGUGCGGUUGUUCUGGGAACGUAACAACUCUCACGUGAUCUAAUUUCUUGGAGAAAAUCUUUUUCUCUCUUUCUGACUAUUUGCUGUUCAGAUUUGUCAUAAGGAUGAAUCUAAAUGCAUUUUUUCAUUUUCUUGUUAAAAUCGAAUUAAUAUACAAACUUAUAAAGGGGACAAAAAAAAAAUUGUGGCAUUUAGAUCAUAAAAAUCAUGGAACACGCGGGAAAAAAAAACACAAAGCGCUGUUAGCGCUCCACAUUCGAAAGGUAAUCUAUGUAUAAAUUAAAUAUGUGUAUGUGGUUGAAAAUAAACACUUCCUUUGACCCUGGAA
Molecule: messenger RNA, 8225 nt
Organism: Silurus meridionalis
Lineage: Eukaryota; Metazoa; Chordata; Actinopteri; Siluriformes; Siluridae
Gene: mapk10
Product: mitogen-activated protein kinase 10
Exons: 14
Coding region: 423-1727 (434 amino acids)
Biological process (GO): JNK cascade; protein phosphorylation
Cellular component (GO): nucleus; cytoplasm
Molecular function (GO): ATP binding; JUN kinase activity
Source: RefSeq, a predicted model, not a curated record